AUGGACGCGUCCGCCUGGCGCCUCCCGCACCCGCCGCCGCCUUUCCCCGGCUGGGCCGCCUACGGCCUCUGGGCGCCGCCUCCACCCCCUCCCCCAGGGGGAAAUUGCCAUUUUGGUGAAGACUGGCAAGCAGAACAAACUGGGCAGCCACGUUUCAGAGCUUAUCAACAAAACUACAAGCAGAAGAACAAGAAGAGGAAAGAACCAGUUUUUACUCAUUAUUGUGACACGUGUGAUCGUGGCUUUAAAAACGAGGCGAAGUAUGAGGAGCAUCUCUCUCAGCACAGACAGUGUACAGAAGACGGGUGUAGUUUUAGUGCACAUGAAAAAUUGGUUCACAUCCAUUGGAAGAAUAUACAUUCUCCCGGAGCCAAACGAAUCAAGUUAGAUACUCUUGAGGAAAUUGCUAAAUGGAGGGAAGAGAGAAGAAAAAACUUCCCUACGCUGGCAAACAUUGAAAAAAAGAAAGUGCUGCAAAUGGAAAAGGAGCAGAGAGGAGAGGUGCUCAGUACGGUGCAAUUUGGCAAGAUGAAGGGGAUGUGGAAGCCCUUCCAAGGCGAGAAUUCGCGGCAGCGCGGAAGAGGAGGACACUGGAGGGGUGGCUUCCAGACCACGUCUCUUCCCCUGAAUGCCGCCGGUCUGAAAGGCCGUGGAAAUGAUGCGGGAGCUGAAAGAGCUGAGCCUUCUGGAAAAGCCCAGGCCUCUGUGAGAGAUGUGGACCCCCUCAGCCUUUUGGCCACCAAUGAUCCUGAUUCGGACAAAGAGGCGGGAGCUGCGGAGGACGCCGCAGCGGGCGUGACUGUCGUUCCCAGGCAGAUCACCUCCGCUCUGAGCUCCCUGGUGGCCAGUUAUGGCAGCAUGUCAGAGAGCGAGGAAGAUGAAGAGCCCAUCAAGACGUCAGCAAACAUACUUGCUGAAAAUCAGGCCGUUCUCAGAAGUGUGCCUCAGCCUUCCAACAUCCCCCCUGCCUGCAAAGACACAGACCAUAAAGAAGCUGCUCACAGUGGAGCUGAGAGGUUGGGGAAAUCGAGUCCAUGCGCCGAACGCUCUAGAGGUCCAAGCCGACAGAGGAAGGGGCCUUGGAAGUUGCCAAAACGUCGCCCAACACUGCUGGAGAUGCUGCUCGCCAAGGACAUUCGGCACGAAAGGAACGUGAUUUUGCAGUGCGUUCGCUACAUCGUCCGAAAUAUGUUUGAGCAGCACGCGCAGAUUGUUUCAGCACGAGGACUGGAGAUUGGGCAGACCGUUGGAGAUGCAGAAGGGCUCUUUCCAGGCAGGCGUGGUGGAUCGAACACAUGUUGUGGCUUUGAGCAUCAGUCAGCAGAACAGAAUGAAUGGGUUGGACAGAACAAGGAUGCGGCCCGUUGUCAGACAUCACAGAUUCCUUGUGCUGUUGAGGAGGAGGGUGUUGGAAACCACAGAAGUCCCCUCUGA
Messenger RNA from Euleptes europaea (tarantolino), 1434 nucleotides. It is a transcript of the gene NUFIP1, whose product is annotated as nuclear FMR1 interacting protein 1. The transcript has 10 exons. The record is from RefSeq and is a predicted model, not a curated record. Gene Ontology annotation, molecular function: RNA binding. Gene Ontology annotation, cellular component: nucleus. Gene Ontology annotation, biological process: box C/D snoRNP assembly. NCBI's taxonomy places the organism in Eukaryota, Metazoa, Chordata, Lepidosauria, Squamata, Sphaerodactylidae. The coding region runs from base 1 to 1434 and encodes 477 amino acids.